CAGAAGAACGUCUCAGAGUAAUGGCUUCAGAAGCGGCGACCUCUAACGGCAAAACUGAUGAAACCCAUCCAAAAGAAAACGACGUGUGGAAAGAAGGAUGGUUAUUUAAGAAAACGCACUACACCGGGCGCUGGAAAUUGAUAUGGUUUCAUAUCAGAGAAGAUGGGCAGCUUAUCUAUGGUUGUAAUGAAAAGUCCGCAGAAAAGGCCAUUAAUCUGAUUGGAGCAAGAGUGAAGAUGCUGGAGGAUUAUGAUGGGCCAUUAGGCUGGGAAAUCACACCAAAGGACAGCAAACGCACCUUCAAGCUGCGGGCCGGGGGAGCAGAAGAGCAGCAGGCGUGGGUGACCGCCAUAUGUGAGGCACAGCUGAGCUCAGAACAGCACAGCGCCAAAGCAUGUGUUGUGCAAUAGACCCAUGCUUCCCACCAUAGAGAUUUUAUAGUUUUCUACAUCAUAUUGUUUUUACUUUCUUCUUGAAAUGUCUAAGAAAGAUGCUCUUCUGAUGUAUAAUCCAGACACGCAAUCUUUAUUUUUAA
Messenger RNA from Rhinichthys klamathensis goyatoka, 535 nucleotides. RefSeq names its product pleckstrin homology-like domain-containing protein. Lineage: Eukaryota; Metazoa; Chordata; Actinopteri; Cypriniformes; Leuciscidae. The record is from RefSeq and is a predicted model, not a curated record. The transcript is spliced from 2 exons. The coding region runs from base 21 to 410 and encodes 129 amino acids.